Molecule: messenger RNA, 3028 nt
Organism: Equus caballus (horse)
Lineage: Eukaryota; Metazoa; Chordata; Mammalia; Perissodactyla; Equidae
Gene: HUS1
Product: HUS1 checkpoint clamp component
Biological process (GO): double-strand break repair via homologous recombination; mitotic intra-S DNA damage checkpoint signaling; meiotic DNA integrity checkpoint signaling
Cellular component (GO): site of double-strand break; checkpoint clamp complex; nucleolus
Source: RefSeq, a predicted model, not a curated record
GCCGAGUCCGCCACCAACGGAGGUCCCGAGCGGGCCCGCGUCCCGCCAUGAAGUUUCGAGCCAAGAUCGUGGACGCGGCCUGUCUGAACCACUUCACGCGGCUGUUGGGAGGCUGACAUGACUUCAGCGGUAUUAAAGUGCUGUCCAGUGGAUGUCACUGUAAACCGUUCUCUUUCCACCGGGAAGUUGCACCGUGUUGAACUACUUCUGCAAACUAAGUUGGCCCCGGGGACACUGGAUGUGCUUCUUAGUAAAUCCUUCCUUUGUGCCCCUGCUGUAGGAGUCAGUAACAUGAUAGCCAAGCUUGCCAAAACCUGCACUCUCCGCAUCAGCCCCGAUAAGCUGAAUUUCAUCCUCUCGGACAAGUUGGCCAGUGGAGGGGUGAGCAUGUGGUGUGAGCUGGAGCAGGAGAACUUUUUCAGCGAAUUUCAAAUGGAAGGUAUCUCCGCAGCAAACAAUGAGAUAUAUUUAGAGCUAACAUCGGAGAAUUUAUCUCGAGCCUUGAAAACUGCCCAGAAUGCCAGAGCCUUGAAAAUAAAGCUGACUAAUAAACACUAUCCCUGCCUCACAGUCUCUAUAGAGCUGUUAUCUGUGUCGAGCAGUAGUCGCAUCGUGACACACGACAUUCCCGUAAAGGUUAUUCCUAGAAGAUUAUGGAAGGAUUUGCAAGAACCUACAGUCCCAGACUCUGAUGUUAGUAUUUAUUUACCAGUCUUGAAGACCAUGAAGAGCGUUGUGGAAAAAAUGAAAAACAUCAGCAAUCAUCUUAUUAUUGAAGCAAACCUAAAUGGAGAAUUGAACUUGAAAAUAGAAACUGAACUAGUGUGUGUUACAACUCAUUUUAAAGAUCUUGGAAAUCCUCCAUUAGCCUCUGAAAAUGCUUCCCAAGCUAGAAACCCAGAACAAAUGGCUGAAGUGCACAUAGACAUUAGGAAGCUCCUGCAGUUUCUUGCUGGACAACAAGCAAAUCCUACAAAGGCCGUAUGCAGGGAUUUAGGAGGAGGCCAGCUGGCUGACUGCAGUGGUUGUGACGGACAGACUCUGGGAAAGUCCUCGGUGCCCAGGUCCCGGGUCUCAGCUAAAGGCAUUUCUCGUGACUGGGAAAGGUGUGUCUGGAUGGCCUGCUCCCCUUCCUUGAAGAGCACAGCGUCUGUGAGAGCUGAGGAGAAUGGAGGCCUUCGUCUCUGUAGCCAGAGCCUCAGUCCUCCCCACGAAGGAGUGCGAGUCGAGGUCCGCGUUGAUCAUGCGCGUUUUGUGAGUGACUGGACAUUGAGCUGUCCUCCAGGCAUUGCGACAGGGACGGAAGACGACGUGGAAGUAGAGAACCCGACCUCGUCAGCUUCAUGGGGGAAGGUAUUCCUGAGUGCGAGUACUUCCAUGUCGGGGAAAUCAAGUUUUUCCUCCCAAAACAGCGCACAUACGUGUCCAGCGCAGUGCAGGAAAGCCUCCAGGGUUCUGCAGUGGUGGAUCAGACAUGGUUUCCUAUUACGUGUGUUGUGUCAGUGAAGCAAGGUUAAGCUGUAAAACCUUGAUUUUGUUGUGACAAACCUGGAUACUGUCCGGAGACAGGGCGCGCUGAUAGGGAGCACCCCAGAGGGCUCCGCCUCAGCAAGGCUUCCUGCAGCUGCCCGAAGGACAGAAACCCUGUUAUUUUUCCAUGAGGGGCUCUUUGUAGGCCUCUGUGCAUAAGACUGGGCUACUCAGAGGUAUGAGCACUUGCAUCUGGUUAUCAGAAUGGCCAACGGAGGGAGGUGGGGCUGUGAAGGGCUGGGAAGGGGGCAGGGAUCUCCGUGGUGCAAGAAGAGAAGCAAGGAAGUGUCUUAGCGAGUAAGUGCGGUGCGGUGCCUGCAGCACAAAACGACCCAUGUGUGACGUGCUUUUUGCUGAGAGUGAGCUCUGACUCCAAACAGACAAAUGCAGUCAGCCCAGAGUCUUGCAUUUGAUGUUCUACUUCAAAGGAGCCUGUUCUCCAGAAGCUCCUGGAACCUCCACAACCUUGGCAGAGGUCAUCCUGCAGUUCAAUUGCAGUGUUCCUCAAGGAGGUGACAUCGCAUGCCCUUCCCCAGGCUCACAGUGCCUCAGACGGCCUUUGUGUCUGAAAGCUAAUGUCCUCUCAGCCCAUCGUGUUUCUGUCUGGAGCUUCCACGCUCAGCUGCCGCUUUGGGAAAGGAGAGUUCAAAGGGGUGUGUUCAGGUUAACAAGAAACGAUGUUGGCAAAGAUGGACUUCUGAUAAUCUAAGAGCAGGAGGUCAGGACAGGUUUGAUUUUAGGUGAGAUUACUUGUUCCCCAUAUUACACAGGGUCCAUAGCCACACACAGACUUGCCCAAGAUUCUCAGCCACCUUCCCCUCCUGCCUCCAGACACAAGUGGCCUCAGCUUCUUGCACCGCUGCAGAGCUGCCACACAAAAUCACUAAACGAACAAACGGUGCCCCAGGCCUGCCUCUGAGGAUGCUAAUAAAGUCAGCCUGGCUUGUCCCGAGAGGUGUGCUCAUUACCUACCUCUCCCUACUCCCCGCACCUGCCCAGGUGACUCUCCUGUGUGGCCAGCCCAGAAGCUCUGCUUUCUUCACAACAGAUGCCAUAAGAGUUCAGCCGUCGUGUCCCAAAAGGCUUGGUCCUGCUGAUUGUGCCAUGGGGAUCUCCGUGGUUCUGUGCUUCCAGUCAACCUUGAGCUCACUGCUACAUGCACCUGACAACUUUGCCCCCAAGAACCCCGGUGGAGUAGGACCAAGCCAGGGUCAAAUACGGUCAAGUGAUGGCCACUUGGGCCUGUGAACCAAGGCCCUGGACCCAUUUGAUAGUUAGGUGUUGUCGUACCAUAGGGUUGUGCAAGGUUGAGAUUCUGCAUGGAGUUUGUAAACUGCUUCUGCUGCAAGGGGAAAUACAGAGAUGGCUCUCUAACUUCAGCAGGAUACAAAGAGUAUUUUCUAUUGGUGGAGUUGAUUAUAACAAGAUUAGGUAAAAGUCAUAGUAGGUUAAAUGUUACAUAUAGGGUUAAUAAUAAAAUUCAGCUUUCUAGAACAAA